AUGGUGUCCGUGCCCGGAUCUUCUGGUCACUCUGGAUUUCACUGUGGGUCCGACAAGGAGAUGUCAAGAUCAAAGAUGAGCCAGGAAUCGGCUCGUCGACGGAAGCUGCAGAACAUCUUCUACCGGAAGCAGCUCAACGCGUUCCUUCUGGAAGAUCACGUGAUGACAGUGAUGAGGCCGAAGCUGAUCGGAGAACGUCAAGGCCCCGUUAAACCCCUGCCUCAAGUUUUCGACCUCAUGGUCGCGAUCACCAGCCUAAUGAACAAGUUGGAAGAAGCUGGGAUCGUUGCUGGAGCCUUUGACGCCGACGUCGUGUUUGAGCUCAGCUUGACCACCGUAGAGGAGUCGUUAAAGCACUUGUUCAAGCUGCUGAAGCCGCUGGUUGGAGCGACAGCGUCGCUGUCGAGCCAUAGCCCGACGGAAGACUACCCGACCUCUGCCUCCCCACACACAGGGUUUGCGUCCGCGAAAGCGUCGGUGUCUUCGGACAUCGGCUCGGAUAGCUCGACCAAGCCAAUGAGGAUGACACUUGGACCGUCUGGUGCAGCCAUGCUCAACACGAGAAAGAUCAAGGAAGAGAAGCCGCAGGUUGAUGCAUGCCACGAUCAUACCCCAGACAAGGAGCCCGGAAAACCCAAGGCCGUGAAUUCGAUGACGAGAACCCCACCAGAUAUUGGCUGGGACCUCAGACCGGGUGAAUCGCGAGGAUACUGGAAGUAUAACUCGCCCGACAAGUGGUUCAAGCAGGCGAAGAUCACUGGGAAGAUCAACAACUCGAUGGCCACAAUGCUUUUGGACUCUGGCGCAGAAGUCUCAAUCGUGGACACCACCUUUGUUCAUGUCUACACGACGUUGGGGCGCACCACGAUCAAGGCCACGGUGGCCGGGUACCUGGUGUAUUUCUUCGAUGCUUGGGUUGGUGCUCUCGCUGGUCAGGAUGUGAUCUUGGGAAUAGACUUCAUGGUCCCAGCCGGUAUCCGCCUCGAUCUUGCCGACGGCAUGAUGUGUUUGGCCGACGAAGUCAGGAUCCAGCUAUCAGGACGACGCCCGCCGUAUGGUCGAAGCACGCACUCGCUAUUGCUGGAGGACGACGUCGCGAUCCCCGUCGAGCCCAAGCUAGUCGCGGAAGAGGAGAUCACCCAUCAAGGUGACCAGGCGAACGAGGAAGGAGAGAUUCAUGCGGAACCAGAGGCCGACCUCACCUUGGAUGCUCAAAUAACGGAGCCCACUCUCGUGGAAGACGCCCCAGCAGAAGAAAUUCCAGAAGAACCGAGGAUCGAAGAACUGGAGGAGCCAGCGGAGACCCAAGAAGACUCUGAAGGGUAUUUCCACGAUGGUGGCAGUCUCUCUGCGAAGGAUCUCGAUGGACAGACGGUCAUCUUGCCGGAGAUCGUUAACACGACCGUAAAAGUCAAGAUCGAAGACGUCCAAGCUGGAGACCCCAACCCCGAUCGCACACAACGUGUUCGCCGAGUAGCGCCUCAAUAUCGUGAGAAGUUAUCCGACUUUAUCAAGGGUCUUCUAGCCGCGACGAUUAUCGCCCCUUCCACCUCUCCGUGGGCGUCGCCGAUCGUGAUCAUCAUCAAGAAGAACGGGGUCGACAUUCGUCUCUGCAUUGACUACCGCUUGAUAAACUCGCUCACUCGGCUGAUGGUGUACCCCACGCUGCUGAUCAACGAUCUUUUGGAGGACCUUCACCAAAUUCUCUGGUACUGUUCCUUGGACAUGGCGAGCGGAUCCUGGAACGCGCCGCAAAUCUACCAGCGGCUUCUUGAGAAUGCUCUGUACGGAUUCCUCAAGAUCGGAAAUGGCGAGGACCAAGCAGAUGUGUUCAUCUCAGGAGGGCCAGAGAUGGGUCACGGAUCUUCGGUGCUGGGACGACGGUCGUACAUCGACGACAUCUUGGUCACUGCCAAUUCGUGGGACAAUCUCUGUGAGACGGUUAAAGGACUGCUCGACGCCUGCGAUCGUUGGAACUUGUCGGUCAGCGCUGGCCUGGAAGCUCGCCCCAAGGACUUGGAGUCGCUGUGUAACUUGCCGUUCCCGCAGACCCUGCGUGCGAUGCAGUCAUCCCUCAGCAGUUUGAAUUACUACAGCCGCUUCAUCGACGACUUCGCCGUGUAUGCCGCGAUCUUGUACGAACUGCGUGGGUCGAAAUUCGACGAGCUUCGUCACCGAACAAAGAUCGUGGAUCAUCCAGUGCAGACAGGGGCCGUUGACCAAGCCGAGAUCGAUGAAGACCGCUGGACGAGAGCCAUGGUCGCGUUCAUCAUGUUGAAGCCGGAGAUCGUGUCGACCCCAAUCCUGAAACACUUCGACCCUGAUCUCCCACCAGUGAUCGUAGUUUACGCGAACAAGUGGGCGAUCUCCGCAGCCUUGAUGCAGGAGCAUGAUGGCGUGUUCUGGCCAGUGACCUUCACCAGUCGCAUCUUGAAGACGAACGAACUGAAUUACGGUAUGGUCAAGAAGGAGGUCUUGGCAUUGCUCAGAAUCUUGGACGUCUGGCACACUAUGCUGGUCUCCCAGACGAUCAAGUGGACGUUGGAUAUCGUGCGGUUCGCGAAGGGCGAAGACGAAGUCUUAGGAACCCUUGCCGCGAACAUCACUCCGCGAGAAGAGGUUGACGAAACCAUGGUAGCGGUCGCCCCGAAGAAGCAGUCUCAGCAAGUUAUCAUCGCGCUCACGCCGACGGUCGAACUGGGCGAAGAGCUGACCGUGACGAUCAUCACCGCGUCGUCGGCAUACGCGACCCAGAUGACCGUGAACGAGGCCGAAUAUAAUGGGUUGAUCUUGUGCCUGGAUCUCCUGGCGAACCUUGACAGGGGACGCUUGGUGAUCUGCUACGACUCCAACUUGGUGAUCCGCCAGAUGCGAGGCGAAAUCGCAUGCAAGGCACCCGCUCUGCAGCUCCUGCGCGAGAAAGCGAUGGGGAAACUCUCGUCGUGGCCUCAGCACGAGUUCAUGCACGUCAAGCGGGAAUGGAACCGGAGCGCAGAUCAGAUCUUCGAGGACUUGAUCACGCUCAACCUGAAGACAAAGAGCGAGGGCAAUGCCGUUCACAUGUCGGUCAUCGCCGAUCUGAAGACGUACCUGACAGGGGACGUAGCCGAUCUCACCGCGAAGGACGCUCUAUCGUGUGCGAAGAUCGCCGACUCGUACCAAGUUGGCGAUGACGGACUUCUGCAGUAUUGUCCGCCCUCUGCCUCGAUAGAAGAUGAAGAUCGCGACGCGGUCGCCAAGCUGGAAGCACUCGUCGUCGCGAUCGCGAUCCACGUCGAUGGCGAAACCAUGUGCAGCGUUAUUACCAGCGAAGUCGUCAACGAGCGUCUGCGUGAAGCUAUUCGUGAUCGACCCGACCACCAUAACGACGGUCUACGUCCGCAUAACAUCAAGGCCGGAGACCAGGUAUAG
This is a messenger RNA of Phytophthora megakarya, 3411 nucleotides long. Lineage: Eukaryota; Oomycota; Peronosporomycetes; Peronosporales; Peronosporaceae. The record is from the annotation of a GenBank genome assembly.